Molecule: messenger RNA, 1002 nt
Organism: Castor canadensis (American beaver)
Lineage: Eukaryota; Metazoa; Chordata; Mammalia; Rodentia; Castoridae
Gene: Tcf21
Product: transcription factor 21
Biological process (GO): regulation of transcription by RNA polymerase II; developmental process
Molecular function (GO): protein dimerization activity; RNA polymerase II transcription regulatory region sequence-specific DNA binding; DNA-binding transcription factor activity, RNA polymerase II-specific
Source: RefSeq, a predicted model, not a curated record
GCUCUCCUUACGCCCCCACCCCCCAAAAUGUCCACUGGGUCCCUCAGCGAUGUGGAGGAUCUUCAAGAGGUGGAGAUGCUGGAAUGUGACGGGCUGAAAGUGGACUCGAACAAGGAGUUUGUGACUUCCAACGAGAGCACGGAGGAGAGCUCCAACUGCGAGAACGGGUCUCCCCAGAAGGGCCGUGGAGGCCUGGGCAAGAGGAGGAAGGCACCGCCCAAAAAAAGCCCCUUGAGUGGAGUCAGCCAGGAGGGGAAGCAGGUCCAGCGCAACGCGGCCAAUGCGCGUGAACGGGCCCGCAUGCGGGUGCUGAGCAAGGCCUUCUCCAGGCUCAAGACCACCCUACCCUGGGUGCCCCCGGACACCAAGCUCUCCAAGUUGGACACGCUCAGGCUGGCAUCCAGCUACAUCGCCCACUUGAGGCAGAUCCUGGCUAACGACAAGUACGAGAACGGUUACAUCCACCCGGUCAACCUGACGUGGCCCUUUAUGGCGGCGGGGAAACCCGAGAAUGACCUGAAAGAAGUGGUGACAGCAAGCCGCUUAUGUGGAACCACAGCGUCCUGACCUUGGAAGUGCGAGUCUGGGACAGCCGCGCUCCCGGGGGGAGCGGGCCCCUGGAGGCGACCCCUGUCCGCCCUGCUGUGCGUCUCGGCUUCCCCAUCCCACCCCGCGAGAACACUUUACAGCGACGAGGAGAUUCGUUUCCAAACCAGAGAUCAAUUGUACUUACAGAUUCCCAUCUAUUUAACUUUAUUAACUUCUACCGUGAAUGACUCUGUGAGCCUUGCUGGUCCAAGUGCAAUAUGUAAUUUUAUAUAUAUAUAUAUAUAAAUAGAUAAUAAGAGCUUAUCAAUGUGUAUCUUUUGUACAAUAUGUUGUAAAAUGUAGAUCAUAGAAUAGCUGACUUUGACAGUCACAUUUAUAAAGUAAUUCACUCAAAGAUAUAUUUUUUUCAAACAAAGUUUUGCUACUUUCGAAAAUAAAUCUUCCUUUAUAUUG